Molecule: messenger RNA, 1923 nt
Organism: Aspergillus neoniger CBS 115656
Lineage: Eukaryota; Fungi; Ascomycota; Eurotiomycetes; Eurotiales; Aspergillaceae
Gene: sun1
Product: SUN family protein UTH1
Exons: 4
Coding region: 188-1495 (435 amino acids)
Biological process (GO): fungal-type cell wall organization
Cellular component (GO): cell surface; fungal-type cell wall
Source: RefSeq, a predicted model, not a curated record
CUCUAUUCUAGGCAACUUGCUUUGUCUCUGCCAGACUUUCAGCAACCCCUGCCCCACGAGGACUUCGAUUCGUGUACAGAUUUUUUGCAAGAAGCGCGCGACUGGCUUACUGUGAAUUUGAUUAGAUCCACAAUCUGACGCAACACUGAACAGCUUGCGACCCCGUGCGAAUUAGAUUACCGACACGAUGAAGUUCAAUACUGUCGCCCUCACCCUGGCUACCGCCGGUACCCUGGUGUCCGCUCAGCACCACCACCAGCACCGCCAUCACCACAAGCGCUCCCCCGACGCCGAGGUCGUCACGGUGCCCGGUCCUACCGUCACCACCUUCGUUCUCGACGGCAAGGUCAUUACCUAUGAGGAGGCCUGCGCUGGUAUCCGCAAGGGAACUUUGAAGUUCUCUGGCAACGUGCCUGCGGAUGUUUGCCAGUCCUCUUCUUCUACUGUGGCUUCGAGCACCACCAGCCCGACUCCCACGGCUUCCGUCCAGGCUGCUGCUGAGUUCAUCGAGGUCGCCGUCCAGCACUCGUCGAGCUCCAGCUCCAGCUCCAGCAGCACCAAGACCAGCAGCACCAAGACCAGCAGCACCAAGACCAGCAGCUCGUACGCCGCUGCCUCCUCCAGCUCCUCCGCCAGCAGCUCUAGCAGCAGCUCCUCCUCUGCCACCGGUGUGGACAAGGAGUUCCCUGAUGGCGAGCUUGACUGCGACACCUUCCCCUCUGAAUACGGUGCCGUUGCCCUCGACUACCUUGGCCUUGGCGGUUGGUCUGGUAUCCAGUACGUGACCAUCGUCGACGACAUUGUCGACACCAUCGUUACCGGUGUCACCGGCGAUUCCUGCAUUUCCGGAGCCAUGUGCUCCUAUGCCUGCCCUGCCGGAUACCAGAAGUCCCAGUGGCCCAGUGCCCAGGGUUCUACCGGCCAGUCCGUUGGUGGUAUUGAGUGCAAGAACGGCAAGCUCCACCUUACCAACAAGUCUCUGUCCAAGAAGCUUUGCAUUGAGGGUGUCGGAGGUGUCCACGUGAAGAACACCAUGAGCGAGGAGGUCGCUGUUUGCCGUACCGACUACCCUGGUACCGAAUCCGAGACCAUCCCUCUCGCUGUCUCUGCCAACAGCGAGCUCCACCCCCUGACUUGCCCCAACGGCGCCACCUACUACAAGUGGGAGAACGAGACCACUUCCGCUCAGUACUACGUUAACCCCAAGGGUGUUUCCACCGAGACUGGUUGCCAGUGGGGUAACGGCAGCUCUCCUAUCGGCAACUGGGCUCCUAUCAACCUUGGUGUCGGUUACAGCGAUGGCAAGUGGCUUUCUCUGUUCCAGAACAGCCCUACCACCACCACCAAGCUUGACUUCAACGUGAAGAUCCAGGGUGACAACCUCAGCGGCUCUUGCAAGUAUGAGGAUGGUACCUUCUACUCCGAGUCUGGCUCCAACGACUCCGGUUGCACUGUUGAGGUUCUCUCCGGCUCCGCCACCUAUGUCUUCUACUAAGCUAGUCGAGGGCCCGACACCCACCCGCCGUGGCCGUACGAUUCGGUUCGCAUCCGCUAAUUUGAAUCGAACCCCGUCGGCUCGCAAAUAGAAGAACUUUCAUGCCUCUGUUCAUUCUGUUCAUGAUUUUCUGUCCAGUGCGGUUGCUUUCUUCUCUGUAUCUUACUAUAUUGUCCUAUGUGGCUUGGAAAAUAUAGCACCUGUCACAUAUGUCGCGUCGCCAUUCCCUUGAUGGCGACGAUUGUGGUUAGACCUUACCUUCUCUACUGCAAAGUAACACUGAUUUCCGUUUUUCUAGCCGCACUUUUCUACCUUAUUCCCCCCCGUGAGCAGCCAGAUUUGCUCGUCAUGUUAUAAACUAGCAAUGCCUUGUAUAGUAGUUUUGUUUAUGUCAUGAUUGAAGAUGGAUUUAUCUCUUUCUGUACCGA